Pantherophis guttatus is the source of this 6660-nucleotide messenger RNA. The record is from RefSeq and is a predicted model, not a curated record. Lineage: Eukaryota; Metazoa; Chordata; Lepidosauria; Squamata; Colubridae.
CCCAAUCUCAGCCAGCCGGCCGGCCGGAGGACCCCCGCCCCGAGAAAAAAGCCGGCCGGUGGAAAGGGGAGAGGGUGUCCCGGAAGCGCCCCUCGUCAUGCCUGGGGAGGCAGCGGGUCGCCAAGCCCCGCAGGCGCCGCCGAUGCAGCCAGAUGGCUCGGAAAGCCUCUCCUCUGUAUCAACGCCAAGCGGAGAAGUCCAGCCUGCCACGCCGAUUUCUCUGGCUGUGACACCCGACACUCCCACCGAUGUGUUGCUGUUCCUGCCAGUGAAGAAGAAGGAAGACCGGCCACAACCUGAGGGGGCCAGUUGCGACACAACCGCCGGCAACGCCACGGCUGGCUCGGUGGCACUGAGCGAAUGCGGCCAGAUCGUGAUGGAGCAGGCUCCCAAAUCUGGCGGGAUGAGGCCCCGAAGUCCUGGACACUCUCCGGGGACAGAUCUUCUGGACGCGCGCAUCGUGAUGGGUGAAGAGACCCACUGCCUCGGGGUGGCAGUACAGGACACCCUUGGGGUCCCCAAACCUUGCGUCUUGGAGACUACCUCCGGUGAAGAGACGAGCAAUGUGGGCAACGAAGGCUUGGAUGCGGCGUUCCAGGGUGCGCCUCUCCCUCCUGUUGCAAGAAACUUCGGUAACCUCCAUGCCUGCACAUCUGUGUCCCCACCAGGACUUCUGAAGUCCCAGGAGCUGGUGGGGAUGGGAGUGUUCCCUCUCUCUCAGGGCGAGCCAAUGGCUGACGUGCCUUCCCCAUCUCCCACACUGGCCAAAGACCUUCCUGCAGAGCUGGCUGAGUCCCAGCUGUUCCUUGCCAAGCACCCGUGUAGCCUCGACUCCGAGCUUUACUUCACGGCUCCAUCCACCCCGAUCCGGACUCUGUUCCCACCUUUCAGGCAGCCCCUGUUCUCGAAAGACGGCCUGAGCGAAGAGCAGAACGAGAUAGACAGCGAAGGCCUCUGCUCUCCACCCACCUCACCCUCAGGUUCCUACAUCACUGCCGAAGGAAGUAGUUGGACUUCAACGGGCACCGCUAGCACAUCGUCGUCCUGCUCGCCAAAUCUCUUAGCCGAGUCGGAAGUCCUGGAAGCCCCAACGGCAGCCGAGGAGGCUUUGUCUGAGUUAGACCUUCCUGAAGGGGAACCAAAACUUUCCGGGGUGACCUGCUCCACUUUUGGAGCUUUCCCGGGGCUGUCCUACAACACUAUUCCGUCAUCGUACCCUGUGGAGGAAUGCAGCGGAGGUGAGGAAGAGGAGCAGAUUCCUUCUGAGGAAGGCUGGGGCUGCGAAACAAUUCCCUUGAAGCUUCUCCCACAUGAGGCCGAGCAGAUCUAUCCCUCCUGGCCUCCCAAUGGUGACGAGUCUGAGGAUGAUGCCGACCUUAGCUCCAGCCCUUUAGAGGAACAUGAGCGUUUGUUGCCUUCAUAUGACGCAGAAAUCGGAGGCUUCACGAAAAGAGGGUUGCAAGCCUGCCCCUUUGCUCAUCCCCUUACCACCAUCUCUGGGCCCCCUUCUGAGCUUCAGGGUGUGUUUGGAGUGGGGCCCACUGAGGCGGGUGAACCUGGUGGCUUUGAAAGCCAGCCACCUACAUCCUCUCCGGAGGAUGGCGUGAAGACCAUUGAGAGCGAUCAGAUGAUACCAGCUCUGCUUCUCACCUUCCGUGGUAGCCUCCUUUUCGAGGCGGAAUCCAUGGAGAUUAUGCUGUUCCCGCAAGGAGAAGCGGUGGAGAACGAUGCUCUCUAUGGCAUGGAGGACGAUGACGACAGCGCCUCCGUCUCCUUCCUGCACUCUCUCUCGGAAACAUCCAUCGACGAAGGCGUGGACGAGUCCUUUGCUUAUCCAGAUAACACCUCCCAGUCCUCAGACUCGGCUUCUGAUGACGGCAAGGAUGGCAUUGAGCAGUAUGCCCUGGUCGCUGACACAGUCAUAGAGUCCAAGGAAGACCCAGAGAGCACCCCGGCACACUUGGAGAGCGAGAGCGAGAUGGACAUAUCCUCAGAUGCGUACAACACGGAUGAAGACACUGUUUGUGGAACAGGGGAAGAACAGAUGAAAGGAGUGUCUGAGAAAAAGGGUAUGUCAAAAGAAGAAAAGUUGAUGGAGGAGGACCCGAUGAAACCUCCAAGAUCCUUUGAUACAAUGGUUGCUUCCCAGCUGCAAGCUAGACCAGAGAGCCCAAGUGGUACCUCUUCAAAGAGCACUUGUAUUUCUCAUCUGGGGCCAGGAGAAGAGGACACUGUGAUGGCUUCUGAAGAUUGGAGUCCCCCAACUCAGGAUGACAAAGAAGAAAAUUCCCUCAAGGAAAUGAUCCUCUCCCACGUCUCUCCAACACAUCUGCCUCACUCAGAUGUCCAACCAACCCACCUGGAGUCAGGGGUCUCUGAGUAUGGGGAGUGUCUGAUUGCUUGCUUUGAUACCGAUGAUGAAUCGGACAACCAGCCUCCGUUGACUGACACCAUGGAGGAAUCUCUGUCGGUCGUUCCCUUAGCCGAGGAAUGGAUGGACCAGGUUUGUGCAGGGUCUGUCAUCCCCCUGGAAUGGAACCCCGAAUCAUGCCCAGUUGAGUUGGAAGAUCUGGAAGUGGUGGACAAUAAUGACUCUUCUAGCUUGGACAUCGGUGCGCAGCUCGAAGAAUCCGAGAAACGGCUGCUGGAGCUCCUCGACCAAGAUGGUGCCGCCAGUGGAAGCUCCGCCGAACUGGAGCCAGGUGAUGGUGAGCUGUUGGAGACCUCUUCCGAGAAGGAGAUGCCCUUUGCGUCACUCCUUGAAUCGAAGGGGGCUCUUUUAGAACAACCUGAAGUCAUCCGAGCAGAUUCCGAGACAACCCAGGACAGUCUUGCUGUCUGUGUGGAGUCAGAAGAUGAACUGGAGGAAGCGUUGUCUCUUGACCAGAUCAACAAUGAGGACCGUGCUAUGGUGGCAUUUUCUGAGGCAAAACCUGAUUCUCAAUCUCUCCUGGCACUGAGCCACACCCCAGGAAACAUGCUUGCAGAAGACAAUGGGGCCCUUCUUGAUGCCUCGGCACCGUUGCCCCAAGAAUCUCCUCUGUUUCACCCAGAUGGGGAAGAAGCAGCUGAAUUGCAGAACUGGAGUGUAUGUGGAACGCAGAAUAGCUCACUCGAUCCAGAAAUAGCGGAUUACUCCGGACACUCUUCCAAUGAUGAAGCGGUAGUAGAUGACACCACGACUCCUAAUCUUUCCGAACUGUGCUUGGAGACUGUCGAAACUGAAGCUCUCAAUGGAAGUGAGACUCGGGAUAGUGAGUGUUAUCUUACGCCAAUCCACAUAGAAACGGACAGCCGUGCUGAGGAAACGUCAGAAGAAGACCUAGAUAAGGCCAAGGAACCAUUGCAUCUCUCCAGGGAGGAGCUGGUUGAAGCAGACGAGAAUCCACCGAAUGUGACUGAAGUGGUAGAGAAGCCUGGGCAACGAGGGUUAUCCGAGGAGGGUAACGCUGAUCAGAGUUGGGGAACUCCAUCUGAAGAAGAUGCAUCAGAUCUGGAAAGCAGAGAAGGCAGCCAAGCAGACAUUGCUGCUGAAAUCCCACCAGUAGAAGACCACCAGAUGGAGGUCCAGCUUGACUCCGAAUGCUUAAUAGCAGCAGAUGCCAUGGAGCAGUUAGGCUCCGAAGUGACACGGCAAGGAGAUGCUCACAAUUUAGCAUUCCCGCAGUGCAGCCCAAAGGACAGCUACAUGGACAUUCUAUGGGGCAAAGGAGCUGAGGGCAACUUGGACAGCAUCGACCCGACUGAAGCUCGGGAGAUGUUUGCAACCUCUGAUGAAAUCGCGCGUCACCAAGAAGAGAUUGGUGAAACAAUGAAGGAAGUUGACUCAGAACAUAGAAAUGGGUCCUCUGAAUGCCGGCAAAUGGAGGCCAUGCAGACGCUGGAACCCUUGGUGGCACCCCGAGAUACUGAGAAGGUUCUUUCACAAGGAACUGAAGCUCAAAAUGAUGGAGAACGGGUGGACUCCAUCCAGUCUCCAUGUGAUGUAGAUGAUGUCCACCUUUUGGAGACCAACACUGGGAUAGUUGAGGUUGUCCCAGGUGUUCUUCCAGCAGAAAACAUAGACCAAAUCCUCUCCAGUAUGACUGAUGAUAACCUACGUGAGGAACACCCAGCAGUUCAGAAGAAGACUUUUGCUGAAGCUCUCCUCCAGGGUCUCCUUCCUAUUUUGGAAACUGGGCAUCCUCUGCAAAAGGAAAAAGAGGUGGACACCAUCCUGCUGUCUCCGGACACUUUGGAGGAGUCCGCAUCUUACUCUUAUCUGGAGUCCAGCUUUGUGACAGCCCCUGAGGAUGUCUCCAAUGAAACUACGGUCUUAGCUCCAUCUCCAGAUUCUGGAAGAGAAGAGUUUGUGAGCCCUGAUCAAACAUGGAGUAGCCAAAGCAUGGUUGUAGAAUUGACUCACUCUCCACCAAGCCUGGAGGCAUUGACCGCAGAGUUGGAGCAUCUGAUGGUGGAGAACGUUGAGUCAGAAUGCUUGGAUGUUCCACCAAAUUGUUUUCCUGAAGAGGUACCUUCCCAGCAGAGCACGGCGGUGUGUCUGCAUUAUAGUGUUCUUGCCCAUACACCUUUGACCACCUCACAUCCUGCUGUGAAGCAAAGAGAUGUGUCUCCUGAGCUUAGGACUUCUCAACAUAUCUUCUUAGCUUCUGAAGACGAGAUCUAUUUGAGCGAUUUUCCCGAAACUCAGGACAGUCUUUCCAGUAGACAUGUAGAGAUGGAGCAGGUGGAAAGCGGAGAACGUUUGGGAAGCAUUGAUGAGGAUGUGAGCACGGCCUAUCCUGAAGUUUCCACCCCAGAGAGCUCACCAACCAUCCCUAGCCAGUUCGAGCCAUCUGGUGCCUUUUUUCAACAUGAUGAUGAUGAUGAUGGAGCUAUGGUAUCUCCAAGGGUUCUUGAAGACCAACAAGAGGUCACCAGUAUGCUGAAAGGCUCUUUUGGAAACCUGGAGGACCGACGAGUGGAGGCUGCACAUCUCAUCAGUAGUCUGCUGGUAGCAGAAGCCCAGGGUCUUCUUGGUAGCCUGAAGGAGAACGUCUUACAGAACCUUGGUGGAGAGCACGUAGAAAAAGUUGUAGAACCAAAAUAUUCUGAAGAACUCAAAGUCCCAAGGACCUUUGGGGAAGAGACUGCUGAUCACCAACAAAGCUCCUGGCAGUCUUUCAAGGAAGCCAAAGCUGAAGAUCAAGAAGAGAUGGUGGAGGAGGAUAGGAUGGAAGAAGUCCUUCCCAUAUCCGAAGGGCCCGAGGUGGAAGACACUCAACUCCAAGGUUCUGCACCAAAUGAAGCCACCGAAGUUGGCAUGGAAGACAUUGUCUCUUCCCCCGGGGAAGAUGAGGCUGAAGUUACGGAUGGAAGCCCACCUCAAACUCCUUCAGAAGAUCUUCCAAGACUAGAAGCCAAUAGGAUGGCCAACGAGAAGACCAUGGAAGAAGCAUCAGAGGAAAUGGAACUGGCGGACACAGAGACGGAGACGAGCCAUCCAGGGAUGGAGAAUCUUCUCACCGAAAGCACAGGACACUCUUCUUCAGAAGAUGCCCUCUCGUCUCUGGACUCUCCCAUUUCUCUGGCUUCCCGUUCCAUCAGAAUAUCAUCACAAGAGACUUGUCCCUUACAACAACCAUCAUCCCCUGCCCCGGAGGAGGGUCCGGUUGCCCUGCCUCCUGCCCCAAGAUCUCAGUUCCCAGAAGUGCCUCCUGUUUCAUCCUUGAUUCUACCUUCACGUCCUUCCGAGGAUCCCAUCCAAGGCCCAUCAGCUACCUCGCGACUCGCUCCUUCGACCGCAGGUCCUUGUAUGGAACACACACCUCCCAAAGAGACUCUCCUGCGGGACACCCGCAAACCUCCGGCGGAAGCUCUCGAGAGUGCCAGUUCUUUCGGUCCUGGCCAGCUCCACCAACUUCCCGGCGGCCAAGAUGCCCGAGGGAGGAACCAGUUGCCCGGCAACCGAGAUUCUCGCGUCAAGUAUUUGGGCUUGGCGCGGGAAAAGCGAGCUUCUCGGGGUUCCUUCCUGCCGGAGUCGAGUUCAAGUGAGGAGAGGGAGCUGGAGACGCUGCGCGAGGCAGGCAUGAUGCUCUUGGAAGAGAAGACGUCAUUGUCGGGGAAGAGGGCCCAUGAUGUCAACCACAAAGGAUCUUCCAAUGAUUCCGAAAGCAACGAAGGAUCGCUACCGGAAUUGGAAGAGCCAAAUGUUCCAGUACCACGGACAGCUCACUCGGUGCAGGUGUGGCCCUCACAGACCAAAAUGGGUGGACUUCAAUUCCCAGAAUUCCCUAGUCAGUCGCACUUGAGGUGGGCUGGGCUGAGAGAGAGAGAGAGAGGCUCAAAGUCACUCAGCUGCUUUUCAUGCCUAAGGCGGGACUAGAACUCGCAGUCGCCUGGUGAUUGGCCCAAAGUUACCCAGCUGCCUUUCAUGCCUAAGGCGGGACUAGAACUCACCAUCACCUGGUGAUUGCUCCAAAGUCACCGAGCCGGCUUUCACAUCUAAGGCGGAACUAGAACUCACCAUCUCCUGGUGAUUGGCCUCAAGUCGCCCGCUCCGCUUUCCUCCCUAAGCCAAAACUAGAACCCUCCCUUGUCCACUUGAGUGCUAUCGAUCAUUAAUGGCUCUGCUCUUUUCCAUCAAUAAAUAAAUUUAAAACAAAAUUGGCAGAUCGUAGA